Messenger RNA from Polyodon spathula (Mississippi paddlefish), 5004 nucleotides. Its product is annotated as photoreceptor cilium actin regulator-like. The record is from RefSeq and is a predicted model, not a curated record. The transcript has 3 exons. Bases 97 to 3633 code for a protein of 1178 amino acids. Lineage: Eukaryota; Metazoa; Chordata; Actinopteri; Acipenseriformes; Polyodontidae.
AAGCACUUCAGGUGGAUAAGUACCUCACGUCUCUUUAUUAUUGCUGUGUGACUGGAGGUUUUUCAGCUUCCAUAAGUAUUAACAGAGGGAAACGAGAUGGGUUGCACUCCGUCUCAGAGCAGUUUAAUACAGAACUUCUCUAAGAGUGGACCAGGGUCAUUCAGAAAAGGCAGAACCCUGAAAUCUCAGCUUGAGAGGAUCGAGAGCCCGGUAGAGACUCAGUCCGAGGAUGGAGGGGGCACAACCAGCCCUUGUGAAACGGACGGGGAGGCCUGGGACAGAGGAGGGGGAACCCCAAACCCUCCCAGACAGCGUCGACCCAUCCUCCCAGAAAAAGCUUCCCUGAAGCCAGAGAGGAAGUCUUCCCUGCUAGAGGCAGCCAAUUCAGAGUCUAUCUGUCCUCAGAAGAUUGGAAUGCAGGAAAUCCGGAUUGACAUAGCUCAAGCAGACGAGGAGAAGAAGGAGGGCACAGAGCAGCAGGAAGAGAAGCUAACAAAAAAGGGAGGACAGAGAAAACAGAGAAAAGGGAAGGCUGGAAACAAGGGCAAGCGGAUAAAAGAGAGGAGAGCCUCCCAGGAGCAGAAAGUGGACUUCCCGGAGUUACUUGUCAAGGCACACCAGUCGGCCUAUGCUUAUCUGAACCCCAGCAUCUCGAGAUAUGAGGCCCUGAUGGGACUGCUUGACCAGGCAACCCAGACCCAGAUCCAGCUGCAGCAAAUGGUCAGUUUUCUGGCUCUGCGCUACGAGGAGGUGAACAAAGCACUGGAGGAAAUCGCCAGUGAUGGAGAAAAGCUGCUGAAAGAAUCUGGGGAACACCUGGCAUGGUCUUUAGGAAAAGGUGGUGCCCUGAGGACAGAACCCCCUCCUGAUCUGCUCCAACAGCUUUUGCAGUACUCCGUUCAGAAGAUGCAGUUGGUGGGUGGGGCUGUGGGUGUGGUUACAGACUCCGCCCUUGAGGAGGCAGUUGACUAUUUUGGUACCGCCUCUGAUUUGAUGGCGGAGAAGUUAAAGAUGAAGCGCGGGCUGGACAACAGGCUGGCCAGGGUCCUUGGGCGGAUCGAAGCAGCCGCCGUAAGAAAACCAGGGCCCGAGGACACGACUCUGUACUCUGAAGACAGUGGAAUUGGAGGGGAGAGCGAAUCCCUGGUGGGCUUUGAGAGACACCAGCAACGCAGAGAAAUCUGUGAGUCUGCUAGUGUUGAAAACAAUAAAGCAUCAGCCUCCCUUCCUCUCCCUGCUGUGCCAGGUGAUGCAGAGGUUUCCAAAGCACCUGAAGACAUUAAAAUGCGUGCCAGCUUUUCCCUGAAUUCUUUAGACUCUAACUGCAGCACUUUGGUAGCGUCCCUUGAUGAGGAUGACAAUGAUGAAGAGGAUUUGGAAGAUGAGGAUGACUUAGAGGAGCAAGGCACUAAUUCCUCUCCUGCAGACCCUUGCGCCCUUAUCAGGCCAGCCCCAAAGAGGAUAGAGAACCCUGAGAAUGAAGAGAUGAGCCUAAAAAUGAAGGACGCCAUCAGUGGCAGAAUACGAUUCGUCCCUUGCAAGCGUAAUAGCAACUGCAGCAAUGGCAGUACUGGAAGCAGUGCCCCUCAGUGGCCAGAGGAAGAAGAACACAAAGGGAAAAGGCCACAGACUACUGCAGCAGUGACUAGAGGGGAGAAGAAGGGAGGGACAGCCAAGCAGAAGCGCUCAAGGUCAGCUGAGUCGCUCCGCAGCCAAGGAGAGGACCCCACCCUUCUGGAGCUCCAAAGAACUCAGAAGGACCUGAGUCACAGGCUGCAGAAGAUGUUAGAGGGAAAAACAGCAAAUGACAAGUCAGCCAAGCCCAAGCUGGGUGGGGAUCAGUCUUUGGUCAGCGUAUCAUCCAACAAUCGCCUCCGCUCCUCUCUGGACAAAAACUUCAGCAUACUACCAAGCCAGGACAGGACAGUCCUGCAAAAAAGCGGAUCUGCGGAGCAUGGGGAGGUGAUGAAGAAACAGAAGAGAGGGGGAAGAGGGCCACUCAAAGCAACCCCGCCAAGUAUCCCUCUGCCAAAAAAUGAGAGGCAGUCUGUAAAGAGGUUGAUCGACACUUUCAGUCAAGUUGAAGAGAACAUUAAUAACAGGGACCCUCUGAAGCCUCUAGCUCCACUCAAGGGGGUAAGGAAAUGUGGGGUCCCCAUUCUGCCCUCCAUGGGCUACUGGGGACUGGCCCCCAUUAACAGUAGAGUAAAUGUAGGGGAUUUAGAGGCUGAAGAAGAGGGUACUAAACCAGGGGACAUUGACUUAGACAGCCUUCCACCACCCCCUCCUGAGGUCCUGAUGGACAACUCCUUCCAGAUCACUGAUGGACCUCCAGCACCCAGUGAAACUUCCAUCCCCUCUACAAAUAUCAGUAGCACCAGAGGAAGAUCCUCAAAUCCCCAAAGAACAUCUGUAUCCCAGAGGCUGAAGGCCUCUCUGAAUUCUGUCAAUGUGCUUCCCAGCAAAGGGAGUUUGCGGAGAGGUUCGGUUAGUGUCUCCCCCCAAAGGUCUGGCUCGCAGAAUGCAGCUUCCAGGAGCAGCUCUGUGGAGUCCCAGCCCGAGAUUGAACCUGACCCUGCAAAAGAGGAGGCAGCCAGCCUCUACAGGCAGGCAAGGAAGAUCAUCCACCUACGGCACUCAACUGAGUCCCCAUCAGAUGUCUCAUUACUUCAUGGGUCCUCAACUGAAAAGGGGCAAACAAGGACCAUCUCCAACAUCUCCACCAGGAAAGCUUGCCCAUCUGUUGGAGCCACUGAGGCCCUCCCCAGCCCUCCAUCCCUGCCUCAAAGACCCUGCAGCUCUCCAUCUCCUUCAAGAACAGUCCCUCCAACUCCCCCACCCCUUUCAGGCACUCGCAAGCUGCCCACAACCCCCUCAAGCCACCCCACCCAGCACAGGAAACUGCCCAGUCCCCCUAUACUGCGACGGCAGCCCUUCCCACCUUCAUCAAGCCAUCCAGCAACCCAGAAAGAACCCAGCCCGCCCACAGAAAGGAAGCGUCCUAGCCCCCCUUCUCUUCGGAGGCAAUCAGAUCCAACCAGUCAGGGUAGGUCCCAGGGCAAAAUCGCCAGCCCUCCUGCCUACAGAAGGGACUACAGCCCAUCUUCAUAUUGCAAAACACCGUCCCCUCCCUCCUCUCCACGAGUCGCCCACAACCGCCCCGCACAGGCCCGGAAUAGCAAUGAUCUGGGGGACAAGCAGCCUGCCCCUGCUCAUUACCUUGGUAACGUCCAAUCCAUCUUCUGUCCUGCCUCCUCCUCUCUCUUUGAAGCCCAGCCCCCUGUACCCCAGUUUUAUCCCCUACCCAGCAGCUGUAUUCUGCCUCGGCCCUGGGGAGAGCAGGCUGCCCACAGCAGUGCCACACGAAGUGCAGUCAGACACAGCCCCCAACCCUUCAUCCGCCGCAGCUACUCAGACCGCCGGCCUGGCAUCAGGCUCAGACUGCCCUUCUCCCCUGUCAGCUCCUCCAGCUCCGUGAGUGAGCCAGCUAUCUGCAGCCAAGGGCCAGGGGAGGGUCUAGGCAAGGAGGAGGAGCCAUGGAAUAGCCAGCACCUAUCAGAGCUCAGAUCAGACAGUCGCUCUGCCUCCCACCCCGAGCUGUGCAUCUUGGGCCAGUCUCUGCAGAAGGAGUGAGGAAAUCAGCAGUUGAGGGUUAUGUCUUCUUUCAAGGAGAAAGCAGCUCACUAACUGAUGCCAAAUCCUAUUUCAUAAUUACACUUCUGAACUCUCAAGAAGUGCUAGUACCGGUGUGACGCGUUUUGCUUUUCUUGUUUGUUUCUGUGUUCCUAUUAUACAUAUUAUUUAUUGUGGAGUCGGCCAAUACAGUAUUUUGGAUUUUUAAUUCCUUUGAUAAAAGGCAGAUUUGGGUUAUGUCACCCUUUUAAAAAAAUAUAUAGAUAAUUAUUUUUACAUUUUUUUUAAAGUGUAUUUUUCAAACUACUAAAAGUGAAAUUCGGUAUCAAUUUUAUACAAGCUUAAAGUUUCCCGGAGAACGCUAGCAUCGAUCUCAAUAGACACCGUUUUUGAUACUAAUUCGUAGCUGACUGUUGCUCAACUCAGAAUUUAAAACCUGUGUUCUGUUUUGCUCAGCAGAGUCAUAUUAUUAAUAUUAAGCGUAAUUCCAUCUACAUUUCUGUAUUAUAUUCCUUACCUGUUUAAUAUGCACAGUCAGAUGUGUUCUCUGUUGUUAUUUAUGCGUACAAAGUAAUUUACCAAGUUUACAAACGAAUGGCAAAUUACAACCGCUGGGGUCUGACUCUGAAAAGUUGUGUUCCUGAACUGACGUGGUGAUUAAGCUGUGCACCUGAGAUUUUCCGUUAUCUAAAUGAAAGUUAUCACAGUUGAAUUUAGGAGGCAGACCUCGUAGUUUAAAAAAAAAAAAAAACAUUAGUGUCGUCCUGGUCGCCGGUCUGGUCUGAUCUUCGCUGGGAAUUCCAGAGGGAGUGUCUCCAUGGCUCUGCCGGUCCAGCGGGACAGUGUUAGUAAACCUAUAAAAACAGCGCCAGAAUGAAUGACAGAGAACACACAUAAACAGAAAAUUGCAAUAUCCUCUUACAAUCUCACUGGGCUUCAUUCCCCUGUGAGCUAUUGAUAACUAAGACCCAAAUAAAUCAACAGCAAUAGACAAUAGAAACGGUUAUAAAACCAAACGGAAAUCAAUGAAUAUUACAAUGUGCACGGGAUCGCAGGAGGAUAUAAAAGGUAUCUCUUUAAUGUAUAUACACGGCACCCUGACACACCAUGGAGGGAACGAGCUACGAGGAACCCGAGAUAAAUGCUGAUGCUCAUGUAAGAAAUCUGGGAAGCUCACACAGGUGCUGAAGACGAGACUAAAUUAAAUCAGUUUCACUCUUACUUUUAGACUCUCACACUAUAAUUGAAAAAGCCCUUGUGGGGAAUGAACUACAUGCACUUUGCAAUGGUCUUCAAUAGAGAACACAAUGCUAUGAACCUUGCUGAGCUCCAAGGAGUCAGACUAAUACAGAAGGAGGAGAAAGACGGCAG